CAAUCUUGAGAAAAAGUCACCCUACCUCGUAGCAUCUCAAAGAUGGCAAACCGUCAUUUCCUUACUAUAAUUCCUUUCCUCUUUCUCACCCUGCUCCCCCACUUGAUGAACGCCAACGAGACAGCCCCGCAGCUUCCAAAACCGGCAGAGAAGGUCGCUGACGUCGUGGUCGAAGGUGUCGUCUACUGCCAAAGCUGUGAGACCUACGGUACGUGGCACCUGAGCGGAGCUAAGCCUAUUGAAGCAGCCACCAUUAGUGUCAUCUGCAAAGAUCACAGAAAUCGAGUCAGCUACUACAAGGCAUUUGAUACCGAUAAAAAUGGUUACUUCUAUGCACAGCUUAAAGGCUUCAAGAUGAGCCACUCUUUCUUGGACCAUCCCCUACAUUCAUGCAAAGUAAAACUGGUGUCUUCCCCUCUCAAAACCUGCAACCUUCUCACCAAUGUCAAUUAUGGACUCUAUGGUGCUCCACUUCGCUACGAAGACAAGAGAAUUGUUGGAAAAAACUACGAGGCAGUGAUAUAUGCUGCAGGUCCACUGGCUUUCCGCCCGGAUCAUUGUGCUCCUAAGGAAGAACCCUAAAUUAAUUAUUAGCUCCCCAAGCCCUGAUAAAGCUCCAUUUCCAAUUUUCCCUAUGUUGUUUAUCAAUCUACAUUUCCAUUUAUUAGAAAAUAUUCUAUUUGUAAGUCGAAUUAUUUAUGAAGUAUCCUGAGCAGCUUCUUGAUUUGUGAAUCA
Salvia miltiorrhiza (redroot sage) is the source of this 735-nucleotide messenger RNA. Its product is annotated as non-classical arabinogalactan protein 30. Bases 43 to 582 code for a protein of 179 amino acids. The record is from RefSeq and is a predicted model, not a curated record. The transcript has a single exon. Lineage: Eukaryota; Viridiplantae; Streptophyta; Magnoliopsida; Lamiales; Lamiaceae.